Musa acuminata AAA Group (dessert banana) is the source of this 849-nucleotide messenger RNA. RefSeq names its product protein LYK5-like. The coding region runs from base 1 to 849 and encodes 282 amino acids. Lineage: Eukaryota; Viridiplantae; Streptophyta; Magnoliopsida; Zingiberales; Musaceae. The record is from RefSeq and is a predicted model, not a curated record. The transcript has a single exon.
AUGGCUAGGACGAGGCCGAGGUGCUCGAAAUCCUCCCUUGAUCUGCUACCUCUCUUCUUCUUGCGGUUGAUCUUCUUCUGCCAUGCCCAGCAGCAGUCGUACACGGGCAACGAGCUGUUGAACUGCUUCGGCGCCGAUGACUCCUCCAAUCUGGGCUAUUCCUGCCAUGGCGGCACGCAUCACUCCUGCGCCUCCUACCUCACCUUCCGAUCCCAGGACGCCUACCAGACCCCGCAAGAGAUUGCAGACCUGCUCGGCGCCGAUGCCGCCAGCGUCGCCGCCAUCAACGGCAUCGAAGACACGACCUCGGCCGUUCCCCAGGGCGAGCUGGUCCUCGUGCCCACCACCUGCUCGUGCUCUGGCUUAUACUACCAGCACAACGUCUCCUACACCGUGAAACCCGGUGACACCUACUUUACCGUCGGCAACAACACGUACCAGGGACUUUCCACCUGCCGGGCGCUCAUCGCCCAGAAUCCCUACGACCCCGUCAACAUCUCCAUCGGCGUCAGGUUUGUAAUCCCCCUCCGGUGCGCGUGCCCCACCGAGGACCAGGUUGCCGGCGGCAUCAAGUACCUGCUCACGUAUCUAGUCACUUGGGGCGACGAUCUCUCCUCGAUCGCCGGCCGGUUUCAUUCCGAGUUAUUGUUCCUGUUGAUGUAUCCCAACAACCUGACGGCCAACGCUACCCUCUACCCCUUCACGACUCUGUUGGUGCCCCUCGGAGAAGAGCCUACCAGGGUCUCCGAACCUGCCGCAUCGCCGCCGCCGCCGCUAGCUGAGGCAAGUGCUACAAUAACUAAUACUAAUCUCCGAAUCAAGUUGUCUAUCCGAUUCUUUGAUGUCUAA